Molecule: messenger RNA, 1492 nt
Organism: Nycticebus coucang (slow loris)
Lineage: Eukaryota; Metazoa; Chordata; Mammalia; Primates; Lorisidae
Gene: SLC66A3
Product: solute carrier family 66 member 3
Exons: 8
Coding region: 94-828 (244 amino acids)
Source: RefSeq, a predicted model, not a curated record
GGAAGGCGGAAGGGUUGGGCAGAGCAGGCAGCUGAGGGCUGAGCUGCCUACCGGCUCCACUCCCAGAUCCCGCGCCGCCGCCCCCGCAGCGCCAUGGAGGCCGGGCUGCUGCGGUUCUGCAACUGGAGCACGCUGGGCGUGUGCGCCGCGCUCAAGCUGCCACAGAUCUCCGCGGUGCUGGCGGCGCAUAGCGCGCGGGGCCUCAGCCUCCCGAGUUUGCUUCUGGAGCUGGCGGGGUUCCUCGUGUUCCUCCGGUAUCAGUGUUACUACGGGUACCCGCCGCUGACCUACCUGGAGUACCCCAUCCUCAUCGCGCAAGACGUUGCCCUCCUGCUCUGUAUCUUUCACUUCAACGGGAACGUGAAACAGGCAGCGCCCUACGUCGCCGCAUUGGCGUGUUCUUGGUUCGUCCUCACCCUGCAGAAGUGGAUCAUAGACCUGGCCAUGAAUCUCUGUACUUUCAUCAGUGCGGCCAGUAAGUUUGCUCAGCUCCAGUGUCUGUGGAAGACAAGAGACUCGGGAGCCGUGAGCGCGCUGACCUGGAGCCUGUCCGCCUACAGCUGCGCAAGUAAGGUCAACAACUUCAAUAUCGCUUUAGAUGUGAAUGUGACGUGCAUUUUUAGUAUUUACCCGAGUUCCCUUCUGUUGGGUGCUGUAUUCAGUUCACCUUGGAGCCACGUGGUGUUGAUUAGAGCAAGAAUAGUAACAACCUUAAUGACCACCAAGGAUUUUACAAUUCUUACGCGUUUUGUGAUCAUGCUAGCUUUAAAUACAUGGGUAACAGUUACAGUACUUCGCUACCAGAAGACCGUUAAAAAGGCUGAAUGACAGAUAACCUUCUUCCUGCACACAACAUGGAUUUUGAAUAACUGAACUAGAGGAAAAAGGAAGCUCCUUGUUAAAUCAAGGUCUUUUAUAUUCAUUUCAGAAUCUUUGGCCUUUUUAAACUUGAAAGAGCCACUUUAACACUUGUUUAAAUGCCGAUUUCCCUUCCCUUUCCCCAUUUCUAGUGAUCAGACAGCUGUAGUUUUAAGAAGGCUGGCGACUGCUGGAAGUCAUCCAAGAAGCCGGUUUUGAGCAGACCACUUUCACCCUUACUCUUCAAGUUAGGACUAACUUCUCUCUGAAGAGCUAACUGCAUUUAUUUUUCAGCUUUUCAGAAUCAUUUAAGAAACAAAUCCUCUCCAUGACAAAAAUAAAUGUAAAUGGAGUGGGAUUUUGCUCAAAGUCAGAAAUGAAGUGGAACUGUAGUAAGUUACCUGGUUCACUUUGUAACAGAUGUAACAGGAUGGACUUGUGUAUCAUAACACAGUAUAAUAACACCUGCUCAAGCUCCGUCUAGCAGGGGAGGCAUCAAUGUAAUUGGCCUGAGUUUGUGUACCAGAAGUCUUUUAACUCACACUGUGCCUAACAAAAGCUACUAUUAGCAGUCGCUACUUAUGAUAAGGAAAUCCCAACCAACUUUUUGAUUGAAGCACAAAGCUUUUUGAAG